GGCGGGGCUGGCCAGUUUCUGGCGUGCGCGGCUUCUCAGUAGUUGAAUUGACUGCCCCAGUGAUGCAAGGUACCACUUCGUGUACGGCUGUUGAAACCGAUGAAGGAGGUACGUGUGUCUUGUAGCCUGAAGCACCAGUCUAUCAGUACUGGUCCAAUUUAUUAUAUGUCUGGGAACGAUGGCGGCGGAAUGCAGCCAGGAGGCUGUUUUGGAGUUUUUGAUAGAAAGAGGUGGGCGAGUGAAAAACGUGGAUCUAAUAGAGAGAUUCAAACCCUUCUUGGCUGGCGAUCCUGCGCGGCGAGCGGAGGCUAGAGAGCGGUUCAAGGAUCUCGUGGACGAAGUGGGUUUCGUGAAGAUGGACAAUGAGGUUCGUUACGUUUGCCUCAAGAAAAAAUACAUGGCUACUCUCCUUGCCCGCUCCAAGUCUUGUUUAGCUAACGGUACACUAGAAGAAGAAAAAACAGACAUUCAGGCAGCAGUUACGACCGGAGAGGCGGCUAAGGGGCCGCGAUCAAGAACUGCAAGUCCGGCCGGAGAGAACAACUGCGGUGAAACCACUUCGGCUGCUUCAAGGCGAUUUAAAAAUGCCGCAAUUGGUGAUGCAAAACCAGAGGCUGUGUUACCUGUGUCAGAUUACGGAACUAUGAGAAAGGAAGUUUUGACAACACUACGUACACCUCUGGAAUUGCGAGAAUCCUUACUUUCUGAGGUGCGAGCAGAAGGGAGCGAAGAAAGUGUGUUGGACAAGAGGACGGCGAUCCAAAUGGGCAAUACUUCUCCAGCUGGAUCAGGGGGCACAACUAAGGCAGAAUUCCAACCACUGGAGAAGUCAGGAGAAAAAGAACCGAUUAGCAGCGGCCUGGACAGGGAUACAUGCACACGCUCGGGGAACAGUACCCGACGCACACUCUCUGUUGAGCCUGAAGAGAACACGCAGCAGACUGUGUCCACCGAUCUCUACGAAAUGAGACCUACUUCGACCAAUUUGACUACAGAGAUCUCUAAGUUGGAAUCGCCUGUUCCCGAAACAUGGAGUACCUCUAGUCCGUUGACUGAAGAGCUCACUGAAUUUCACAGCCCUCCCCUGGAUAACACAGCUGUGACAGAUGACACUGGCACCUGCAAGGAGGGCGGACAGGGCGACAACACUCAAAGCCAGGACUGUUCUGUAAGGAGAUCUGUUAUUCCCAAAAGGAGACAGCCCUCGAGGAAAAGUGUCAAACGCGAACAGUUGCCUGAUGGAGAGUCGCGGGACAUAAUAGUAGGCGAGACAUCCCCAGAUGCAAUGAGCAUCACCCCAAAGCACAACCGGAAAAGUCUGAAAAUGAUUUCCAACUCCCCACAGCUGAUGAACAGACGCAGCAUCCAGCAUUCUGGAAGAUACAAAGACUCUGGGAAAAACGAAAGUGACUCGGCGUCAUUGCUGUCAUCCACGGACGAAGAGAGCGGCUUUGUGUCCCUUGACCCUUUGGAGCACGAGUGGAUGAUGUGCGCCUCAAACGGACAGUGGGAGGACCUCAAUCGGCUGCUCUGCUGCGAGCCCACCUUAGUUCUUAAACGAGAUUUUGUGACCGGUUUUACUUGCUUACACUGGGCAGCCAAGCAAGGUAAGCAAGAGCUAAUCGCCCUGUUGGUGAACUUCGCCAAGCAGCACGAUGUACUAUUAAACAUUAAUGCCCGCUCCAGCGCUGGAUACACGCCUUUGCAUCUGGCUGUCAUGCAUAAUCACACGGAGGUGAUCAAACUGCUGGUGGGUGCCUACGACGCCGACGUGGACAUCCGGGACUACAGUGGCAAGAAAGCCUGGCAGUAUCUAAGAGAUAACGUGCCCGAAGAUAUCCGCGAUAUAGCCGGUGCCGCCCGCAACGCAGAUCCUCAUGCUCCCGGCAACGGGGCGGGCCGCUGGAGGUUCUCCAGAGUCCUUUCGUCCAACUUAAUGCCUUACAAGCUAAUGCACGUCCCCGAAGAGGACACGUAUGACGGCGAAAUGUCGGUCAAAUCCAGGAUGAGCUAUCGUAAAUCGACGUCAGUGGGCAGCACCAGGAUCAGACCCCGACUGAACAGAAUCCGAUUCAAGACGCAAAUCGUUCAUAGCAUUUCAUUUCGAGAGUCGGAGGAUGAGGACAGGUCUGUGCGGAGCCCCACGAAAUCCAGACCAAAGUCUACCCUUUUUGGCUGAAAACCGGUAGUUACCGAAGUUAUUUUUUUACUAAAGCAGCAGCUAAAUUUCACAAAUGGGUAAGGUGAGCUUAUAGCACGAUGCUCCAAGUGGCCAGUGGAGGACGCUUCGCUUUAGAAAGGUAUCUUAUCCAAUGAUGAAACCUUCAAUUUAGCACUAGACAACAGAGGGAGUCUCACGCCGUUGUCAUCUUAACAUGUUUACAAGUAAGGCUUGGAAACAGGAGUACGUCAUUGUAUUUCCGUGCCAAUGGGUGUCAGGAAUGUAAAGUGGAAGCGAAUAAUACCACUUACUCGCAUCCAGAAAACGCCCUUCAUAAAAUUGAAAUGUGUGAACACAAUGUACUUUUAUUUUUCCCUUUUCUUAAAGAUAUUUAUUUUUGAUCAGAUUGUUAUCAAAGAAAAACGGAGCAAUCUGAUAUAGAAUCGGGGGUGAUGCUGGAAUACUGAUUAUGUGAAUGGAGAGUACAAAAUGGUUUACCUUUGUCAGUAAAUAACAGUACCAUGUUAAUAACUUGCUAUGUAAAAUAAUAGCUAGUAUGCAAACACCAUUCAGGUGUGUGUAUAUGGGGUAUGUGGGUGUGUGCAUAUGUAUGUAUAUCUAUUUAGAUAUAGAUGGAUAUAGAUAUAUAGGUAUAGAUGGAUAGACAGUGUAUCUAUCUAUUUAUCUAUCAUCUUUUGUGUGGGUGUGUGUGUGUUUAGCAAGGUGACACAGAAAUUAUUUGUUACUGCUUCCCAAUUCCAAGGACCCGAGAUCAAUUCCCAGCCGGGCACAUGUCAGUCUGCAGUUUAUAACUGCUCUUAAUGUCUGUGUCAACUUCGGUUAGAUUGUCCCAAUAUGAGUGUGAGUUUGGAUCAUGUGAUAGGCUGGCACCCCAUCCAGGGUUUGUUCUUGCCUUGUAUCUGAUAAUUCCUGAAACCACACAAACACUUGACAGAAAAGGAUGGUUCAGAAGUUAUGAGGAUUUUGUUAUUUUUAUCAUGUUGAUGAGGCUGGAUGUUCUUAAAAGGGAUGCAUCAUACACAGAAUAGUAAUGCAUAGUUAGUAAAUAACUUGUGAUCGGUACUAAACUCAAAAAAUGGAUGUAUUGUGUGUAUUUUUGAUUUUUUUUAUUCCAUUUUUGUUGUUGCUUUAUAUAUACAGUAUAUCCAUCCAUUCUUCCAUUCAUCUGUUCCUAAUCCAAUUUAGACUCAAUUGAAUGCAGUGCCAGUCCCAACAGCAUUUGGCACAGAGUGGGAACAAAUAUUGAACAGGAUGCCCAUUUUUCACACACAAAUAUAUAUAUAUAUAAUACAUAGUUUAGAAUUACCUGUAGUGGUUAUUAUGAAGACAAUAAGGCAAAAGAGACAAUUUUGGAAUUGUCAUAGUAAUUGCUAGUAAAGUUUAAUUCCAUAUACAGUAUAUAUAUGUGUGUGUAUGUGAGUAAAUCUUUUUUUGGGAAUUCUGUUGAUAAUAACUAGUAAAUUUAAUUCAAUAUAUAUGUGUGUGUGUGGCCUCACGUACCUAUCCACAUGUGGACUCUGCCAUGGUUACACAUUCACCAAGUGUGGACCUUAUUGCAAGACAAAUUCUUGUUCCCCCAAC
This is a messenger RNA of Erpetoichthys calabaricus (reedfish), 3763 nucleotides long. RefSeq names its product sosondowah ankyrin repeat domain family Ca (gene sowahca). NCBI's taxonomy places the organism in Eukaryota, Metazoa, Chordata, Cladistia, Polypteriformes, Polypteridae. The record is from RefSeq and is a predicted model, not a curated record. The transcript has a single exon. Gene Ontology annotation, molecular function: protein binding. Bases 179 to 2179 code for a protein of 666 amino acids.